Babesia ovata is the source of this 2889-nucleotide messenger RNA. RefSeq lists its product as uncharacterized. The transcript has a single exon. The coding region runs from base 1 to 2889 and encodes 962 amino acids. NCBI's taxonomy places the organism in Eukaryota, Apicomplexa, Aconoidasida, Piroplasmida, Babesiidae. The record is from RefSeq and is a predicted model, not a curated record.
AUGGCCAAAUUUGGCGUAAUUAGGUCCCUGUGGACAUUUUGCGCAAUAUACCUGUAUUCGAUUUACCCUAUUGAUACAUUACGUUGUGAUUUAGACCACCCAAACGGUUUGCUCAGCACCAAUGCACUUGUAGUAUGCCAGGUGGACAUCGAGUACUUCGGGCCAGCAACUGCGAUCUGCCCACGCCGAGUGAACGGCACCGAGUAUAUUUGGCAUCCUCAACCGAUAUCGGACGACCAAGAUAAUCUCAACACGUACAUUUCUGCGAAUGGAAGGCUGGUUCCUGUUGCCAUUUCCGGAGUCGUGCGUUCAGAAUCGGCAAGCCCAGUUGUACGGUUGGAAUCGAAUCGGUCGCAAACUAUUCUGCAUUCCGCGCUGGAAUAUGACAAGGUAUAUGCAAUUACCGACCACCGCCUGAUAUUUAUCUGUGGACCACGUGAUUUUGUUUUGAGUAAUGCGUUGCAACAGCACCUUGAAAGCCUCAAGAGUGCCCAGUCGCUUAGACUUCCAUGGAAUCCAACCACUCCAUUGACCGAAGAAAUAGCAAAGUUGGGACAUGGGUUGGGCGUGUUUUCCUUGAAUAGAGGCCUCCGGCACCUACCGCUUCAAGGCUGUGGUAGCCGUCCCUCGCCACUGUUUGCCGUGGACAAUGAGGUGACCGUUGACCCGAACACUGGUACGCGUUCAUGUGAGGCAGAUCCCAUGUCAAGAUCGCCCAUCGGAUUUCUUUGCGAAGGUAGACUUGAACCUCACAAUUGCAUGGUAUCACUCCUGGACAAUAAUGGUGUACUAGUAAGUGCUCCUCGACCUUAUUCAUAUUGGAAAUUCGAUAACUAUAGACCUUGGGUGAUGGCAAAAUACUUCUCUGACUUCGCGUUGCCGCCCAUCAAUGGCGAAUGCAGGUGCAUAGAUCACGAAACGGGGCAUGUGAAAGCCCGGAUAGAGAUCCGCUCGAAAACUGAGCACAUCUGUGACAUUACAAGCAACAUCUUCCGCAACAGAGUUCGUCCCAUCCGUGGCCCUUGGUGUUCGGUGGUACUUCAUCCGGGGAGUGCCUUGACCAUAAUGUUGCCAAUACAGAAUGUUUAUCCGCAGUCUUUCGAGGUUUCUCAUACCGUCUCAUUCUCGCAAAUGAUGUCUCUCUAUGCUUUUGAAACUGAAUUCGCGCCGAAGGACUUAACCACCCUGCGACAACUGAUAGCAGCUGGUGACAUCAACGCUUACGACGAAAUCCCAUACCACGAAGCCCUUGCAGGAGAUGCCCUCGAGCUGAAUGUUUCUCGAAUCUCACAGGGAGAGGUGAAGCUGAAGUACCAUCUGGAUAAACCCUUAGCGUUACGAGAGGGAAUAAACUCGUUCGUUUAUAAUUGGGCAUUGAGAUCUAGGAACGAGAAUCUGCCGACUGAGAUACGCGCCAUCGUUCAGGUAUCCUUCGCAUUUACCCAUGAGUACGCGAAGGUGGGCUGUGAUAGGGGGCAACGGAAUGUGUUUGAUCAAUUAUUGAGCGGGAAAUAUUGCACAAACAAACCGAUGGGAAAUGGUAUUGGAGAAACGUACGAAUGCGCAAUACAUAUUCGGCAGGAAGGUCGGUACGCUGGUAUUUACUGCGGUACAGACGAAGACCUCUUACCAGACAACUGUGAAACUGCAGGAUACGAUAUGUAUUCCAAUCGUAUCACACCGUUUCCUGUGUCUUUGCAAAAUUCUAUGCCAUAUCCCAUCAGAAGGUUUCAAUUGUUUUACUUUGGAUUCAUCAGCGCUAGCGCUCUCAGCUAUGCCUGUAUAUGUGUCAAUAAACAUGGAUACGAGACGUCUAAACUUAUUCUAGUGUCUGACUGUCGAAAAAAUUAUAAUUACGUGGUACGUCGUAAAAACGCCUUCCACUGGUUACUGGCAUAUAUGUCGCUACCUUGGCGUAAGGUCGGAUUGUUAAUUGAAAGGCCCACAUCAACGGCGUUUGUAAUAUUACAUCAUACAUAUAAAAAGGAAAUUAAACUACACGUGGGUACAGUGUUGUCAAUGACUUGUGAAAUGGAUACCUCUACUACAACCUUAAAGGAAGGAGAAAACGACGAUGACAGUAACUGUGAGCCUGAAACGUCAUGGAUACCAAUGCAUUCUGACGUAUACUAUUAUAGUGCCAACCAUACGAAGCACGGUACGGAGCUUUUUCGUAUGCGAUACAGAGAUUCAAUAGUUACUACGCCUGGUGGCUUUGGAGUCGUGUACGGCAAGGCGUACGCACCAGAAUAUCAACGUUUGAUCAUCACAUCACCUAGAUACGGCGUGUUGAUAUCCAAAGAUCCACUGCAUAAGAAAUAUGUGCCUAUGACAUUCGUCUGCGGAAAAGUGCCAGAACAACUGGAGUUAUCCAUCAGCACUGAUGACCCCACUACAUCACAACCAUCUGCAGAUUCCAUACGUCAGGCUACAAUAUGGUCAGGAAAAUACACAUGGAACGUGGUUCAGGUUCAAGCCGAGACCACCGACCCGCACAUGCAGGGCUGCGGCGUCACAUACGCGUCGGAUGAGUUAUUCAAGCCUGAGACGCCCCAACUUUACGACGCUGACGGACAACCUCAGUUCGGGUGCAAAAUAGAUCUUCAAGCUGCCAAGGAAGCUGCGUUCUACUGCCCAGCGCCUUACGUCCUGGACCCACCCAACUGCUUCAGCCAGGUCGCGGUUGAAGGUACCGUCAAGAACACGCGCGAUCUCAGCAAGUCAUUGGUGGUGUCGCGAUCGAACCACUUCGUCAUCCUGAGUUUUGAUGGUUCUCUGGUAGGACCUGGGGAGACACUGCGCCAGACAGCGCCUUUGGAGUGUCGUUGCGUCACCAUAAAGGGUAUCGUUCUCUCCACCAUACAGAUCGAGAACUAUUACUCGAAGUAA